Molecule: messenger RNA, 3076 nt
Organism: Arvicanthis niloticus (Nile rat)
Lineage: Eukaryota; Metazoa; Chordata; Mammalia; Rodentia; Muridae
Source: RefSeq, a predicted model, not a curated record
UGACUACUGUAAGAAUGAGGAACAAGGCAGGACAACAGAGAACUCUUAAUUGUUCAGAGAACCCAGAGAACUCUGUCCCCUCCCCCGCAUCCCUGCAGAAUGUUGAGUCUGAAAGUAUGAACAGGUUAACAUGUCAGGGGACCAUGACCCGUGGAGGAUGAACAAUGAUCUAACGCACAGAACUGGCUGAGUCUCUGUAGAUACAGGGCUCAUCUCCAUGAACGUCAAAGGAACUUAAGCAACACCGAAGCUCUUCCACUUGAAAGAAGUCCCUGUGCUGUACAGAACCACCAAGGUCAGGAGAAAAGAAAGAACAAAGACACAGCCUGAGGUCGUGGGAUUCAUGCGGGGAGUAGCCCAUAAGGCACAGGCACAGGUCUGGGUUCCUGGGUCUAUAAAAGCAGAGAGCUUCCGCUGAUGGACAUACAUCCUCCAUCAUCAACAAUUUGUUUGAGCCAUGUCGGUGAGAGGCUUUGCCUCCGGUCUCUCUUCCCUGCAGAUCAGGCAAGUAACCUUAAAGGAAGCUAAACUAACACCUCACAUCUGGGCUGUACAGCACUGGAACCUGGGUCUGAGACUAGUGCCAGGACACACAUCUGUCAGAGUAGGGAUCUUGGUGCUACUGAUUCUUCUCCCGAGCACAUUCUGUGACAUAGGAUCUGUAUAUAAUUCUUCCUAUGAAACAGUCAUCCCCAAGAGACUGCCAGGCAAGGGGAGUGAAGAUCCUGGAGGGAAGGUAUCCUACAUGCUGUUGAUGCAAGGCCAAAAGCAGCUGCUUCACCUCGAGGUAAAGGGACACUACUCUGAGAAUAACUUCCCAGUCUACAGUUACCACAAUGGCAUCCUGGGGCAAGAAAUGCCUCUCCUCUCCCAGGACUGCCACUAUGAAGGCUACAUGGAAGGGGUGCCAGGCUCCUUUGUUUCUGUCAACAUCUGUUCAGGCCUCAGGGGAGUCUUGAUUAAAGAGGAAACAUCCUAUGGCAUUGAGCCCAUGCUCUCUUCCCAAACCUUUGAACAUGUCCUCUACACCAUGGCACAUCAGCCUGUGGUCUCCUGCAGUGUCACUCCUAAAGACAGCCUGGGGAACACCAGCCACCAACAAAGGAGCAGGAUGCCCGAUGACCUACUGGUUCUGUCUGACUUGUGGUCAUACACCAAGUAUGUGGAGAUGUUUGUUGUGGUCAACCAGCAGCGGUUCCAGAUGUGGGGCAGUAAUGUCAACAAGACGGUCCAGGCAGUAGUGGAUAUCAUUGCUCUGGCCAACAGCUUCACUAGGGGAAUAAACACAGAGGUGGUGCUGGUGGGCCUGGAAGUGUGGACAGAGGGGGACCCGAUAGAAGUCCCGGUGGACCUGGAGGCUACACUCAGGAAUUUCAACUUCUGGAGACAGGAGAAACUCGUGGGCCGGGUCAGGCAUGAUGUGGCACACUUGAUUGUUGGGCAUCGCCCAGGAGAGAACGAGGGCCAGGCGUUUCUCGAUGGUGCCUGUUCGGAUGAGUUUGCGGCGGCUGUGGAGGCCUUCCAUCAUGAAGAUGUCUUCCUGUUUGCCGCGCUCAUGGCCCACGAGCUCGGGCACAACCUGGGUAUCCAGCACGACCACCCGAGCUGCAUCUGUGGUCCUAAGCACUUGUGCCUCAUGCAUGAGAAGAUCAGGAAGGACAGUGGCUUCAGCAACUGCAGCUCUGACCACUUCCUCCAUUUCCUCCACGAGCACAGAGGGGCCUGCCUGCUUGACGAGCCUUGGCGCCAGAGCCGCAAGCGCAGAGAUGCCCGCUGUGGAAAUGGUGUGGUGGAGGAUCCGGAGGAGUGUGACUGCGGUAGUGCCUGUGACAGCCACCCAUGCUGUGGGCCAGCAUGUACACUGAAGGAGGGUGCACAGUGCAGUGAGGGACUCUGCUGCUACCAAUGUACAUUCAAGAAGAGAGGGAGCUUAUGUCGCCCUGCUGAAGACGUGUGUGACCUUCCCGAGUACUGUAAUGGCAAUUCUCAAGAAUGCCCUGCAAACAGCUACAUGCAGGAUGGCACACAAUGUGAUAGGAUUUACUACUGCUCUGGGGGUUGGUGUAAGAACCCUGAUAAGCAAUGCUCAAGAAUCUAUGGGUAUCCUGCAAGAUCUGCCCCUGAGGAAUGUUACAUUGCAGUUAAUACUAAAGCGAACCGGUUUGGAAACUGUGGACAUCCCACCUCGGCUACCUUAAGAUAUGAAACAUGUUCCGAUGAGGAUGUAUUUUGUGGGAAACUGGUAUGUACAGAUGUUAGAUACUUGCCACAAGUCAAACCCCUGCACUCACUCCUCCAGGUUCCUUAUGGGGAUGACUGGUGUUGGAGUAUGGAUGCCUAUAACAUUACUGAUAUUCCUGACUAUGGAGAUGUGCAGAGUGGCACCUACUGUGCUCCUAACAAAGUCUGCAUGGAGUACAUCUGCACUAGUCAUGGGGUGCUCCAGUAUGACUGUGAGCCACAGGAAAUGUGUCAUGGGAAUGGUGUGUGCAACAAUUUAAAGCACUGUCACUGUAAUGCUGGCUUUGCCCCUCCUGACUGCAGCAGCCCAGGAAAUGGGGGGAGUGUGGACAGCGGUCCUGUUGGUAAGGUGACUGAUCGAAACUUGAGUCUUAUCACAUUUGAGGAGAGUCAGGAUGCUACGAUGGAGGAUGACGAGGUAAACCUGAAAGUGCUGCUGCUUGUGAUCCCUAUAUUUCUCAUCGUUUUACUGUGUGUUCUAAUGUUCAUCGCCUACCUCUGGUCUGAAGUACAAGAAGCAGUAUCUCCAGGGAGUUCGUCAGAAGAGUCAGAGUCAGAAUCCUGGUCCGAGUCAUAGGACUGAAGUUUUGUUUCAUGGCUUGUUGUUCUGGAUGUCUUCUAUCUGCAGGGCACUUCCUACUAAGUGGCCUUUUAGGGCAUGCCGCACCUACACUGUUUAGUGUCAUAUGUUUUAUAUAUCCUUGUGUUGCUCAUCUCAGUAACAACUGGGUAUUAUAUCUUGAAUGUUCUUAAGGGAUCUAAAUGUUCUAACUUGCCCUGUCAGCUACUGUUCAUAAAAUAGAAGUCAUUUUAAAUAAAUAUAACUAAUAAGACC